This is a messenger RNA of Aspergillus eucalypticola CBS 122712, 852 nucleotides long. RefSeq lists its product as uncharacterized. Bases 1 to 852 code for a protein of 283 amino acids. The transcript is spliced from 5 exons. NCBI's taxonomy places the organism in Eukaryota, Fungi, Ascomycota, Eurotiomycetes, Eurotiales, Aspergillaceae. The record is from RefSeq and is a predicted model, not a curated record.
AUGAACUCUACUCCGAAUCUUGUGACAUCAGAACCAACUAUUGAGGGGGGGCUGACCAAUCCACAGCUGCUGAGGGAUCAAGGGGCGUCACCGUCUGUCUCGGGUCUCGGACAAUCGGUAAGGCUUGACACGCUGCAUCCAUGUUCGAGACCAACCAAAAGUAUGUACUUGGAAGGGAAGAGACCGCUAAUUCGGGCGCCUAAACUUCUUGAAGUAUGUGUUACUGUACGGGCAUAUUCCAACACGGUAGUCUUCUCAUCAAGUGAAUGCCUUGCAUCCCCCCGAUUCCAAGGCGGAAGGCGCAUUCCAAUGCCUGCUGCCGCGGUCUGGAUGAGGAAGCAUUGUUCGCUGGUUCAAGGUCUCGGUCCCUGCGCCGUGCUAUCGUCGGUCUCGACAAAGCAGAUAUGCUUUUCCAAAAGAGGCCAUGUAUCCCCAGGCCGCAGACUCCCAAAACCUUAUCGGCACGAGAAGGGGAACACAAAGCGUCAAUAUAUUCAGCUAUCCACAGCCAGACAAGCGUGCCAAUACCUCAGGAAUUUUCUUGCCGGGGCAUCUUGCAUCACUGAACCGGGAAGGUAUCUGCAUGUAGGAGGAGCUAGUCGACUCCCUACUUCUCCUUCCUCAUCCCUUGAAGCAAGGACAGGUUACAUGCUCGCAUUCUAUGUCUAUGCUGGAAUGAUUUCUCCCGAGCGGCGACUAAAAGCACGACUCGCAUCGGAUCGGCUCAUUUGUAGGCUUGCUGUCCGGCCAUGCGAGAAAUGUUUGUUUGGAUCUGAUGCCGUGGCGGCGACACCGACGAGGCAUCCAUAUCGCCAAGGGUUGCUUUCCUUGUUGCUCCGCGGGCUGAUCUAA